Megalopta genalis is the source of this 7066-nucleotide messenger RNA. RefSeq names its product Synaptotagmin 14 (gene Syt14). Gene Ontology annotation, molecular function: phospholipid binding. The record is from RefSeq and is a predicted model, not a curated record. Lineage: Eukaryota; Metazoa; Arthropoda; Insecta; Hymenoptera; Halictidae.
CAGCUGGUCGAGGUAUUGCAGGCGCACACGUCUCGGCGAGCAACAGAGUGCUGUGUGUACAACCCCCGCCCACGUAUUAUUAUUCGGUCAGCUCGUGCAACCACGUUUCCACGGGGAUCCACAAACGGCCGAGAACGCGAGAGCACCUCGUGCCGGAGAACAAGGCCCGCACCGAGGCGGAUGAUGAGUCGAUUAUUCGACGUCGAGAACUCGCCGCGUCCGAUCGACACAACCACGUAAGAGGAAGGCUUUAAUGCGACACAAGGACGAGCAUGAUUCUGGCUGGAUCAGACCAUUUUCUGGCGGUACCUGUAGAAGCGACAGCGUUUCUAGCUGCCGUUGCUGGUUUCGUGUUCCUACUGUUGGCACUGUUUUUGUACCUGUCCCGGAAGUGGUGCUUCACCCCGCCGUCCACGACCACGCUCUUCGGCGGCGUUUGCGUGCCCUUAUGCGAGUCCAACAACAGCUCCACUUCUCAGAUCGCGAAGAACAUAGGAAAGGCAUUUUCCUACUCGGAUCCAGAGACUAGAUCCGACUCGGAAGAAGACGCCCUCCGUCGAUUGAAUCCGCGUCCUCCGCCGCCCCCGGACACUCUCACCAUACAAGCUGAAGAUGGUCCAACCAUUGUCGACGCUGGAACCACAUCCAGCAGCUGCACGGAGGAGCACAGCCCCACCGAUCAACAACAGGUGAACCAGGAACUAAACUGCGAAGACGCGGUUUCCACGUAUCGCGAUCGAAUAUCGUGUUCUCGAUCCGAGCCGCUGUGCGUAGUCGAUGUCGGGGCACCCAGUCUUCUGCUCGGGAACAACGAGCAAGAGGUGGAGGUCGAGCAAAAUGGACCGACGACCAAUGACGUCAUCACGACGAUCGGCACCGUCGCUGAAGAAGUGGGCAGCCUCGAGGUCGCGUUCCUGUACGAUGCCCCCAUGCGCGAGAUGACGGUACAAGUGCUGCAAGGACGUAACUACCCUGAAGGCAUAGGCGGCAGUCAAGUUCGCCUGCUUCUGCUGCCGUCGAGGAAGCAACGCCGCAAAACUCGGGUGCGACAGGGCUCGUCCCCGCAGUACAUGGAAAGCUUCCUGCUACCUCGGGUGAACCCUGAGGACGUAAACGCCAUGGGAGUCCGGCUGCGGGUCUACUUCUGGGGCGGAAGAAUGCGUCGAGAGAGACUGCUCGGCGAGGCCAGGGUCUCCUUCGAUCAGAUCAAUCUUCAGCUCGAAACGACACUGUGGUUGACGCUGCAGACUCCCCCUUCGUCCUCGGUACAAGACUGGGCGACAACCGGGAGCUUGACUCGCAGCGAUUCGACAGGCUCUCAGCAGUCGGUUCAGUCGUACGCCUCGCCCACUGUGCCUCCAUACGGCAGCAGCAUGAAGGGCGGAAGCGUGGCGGAGAUUCUGAUAUGCUUGUCGUACAACGGGACAACGGGACGUUUAUCGAUAGAAAUAAUCAAAGGUUCCCAUUUCCGGGGCGGCGGUGGCAACGACACCAAGCCACCGGAUACGUAUGUUAAACUUGUCAUUGUGGACAGCAACGACCACGUGAUAGAGCGCUCGAAAACCGGGCUGAAACGCGCUCAGCCGAAUCCUCUUUACAAGGAAACGUUCGUGUUCGAGAUCGCUCUGUUCCAACUGGCGGACGUGACGCUGUUCUUGUCGGUGUACAAUCGACGGAGGGGCAGCAUGGGAAAGAAAGGGAGGGAGAUGAUCGGCUGGCUGAGUCUGGGCCUGAACAGUUCCGGGCCCGAGGAGCUUCAGCAUUGGAACGACAUGAGAGCAGCGAGCUACCCGACGCAGGUCCAGCGCUGGCACUCGCUGCUGCGCCCCUGAACACAGAGUUCCUGUUCACGGAGAAACAUUUUACGCUAAGGACACGACAUGGUACGCAUCCAAUGAUCGACGGAGAUACAGUUUUGCGGGAGAACUGUUACCGGUCGCUGAACCACGCACCAAAAAAACACGACCGAUCGUUUCACAGCGAGACCGACACACCACCACCAACUGGAUAGGGAUACGUGUACUCUUUUUAGAGGCGAUGCCCGGGUCCCGCUGGACCCCACCGGGCCCGUCCACUGCCUGACGCCUAUCUGUGUCGUCGAUCCUGCGAACCAGAGCCACGUCGUCAUCAACUUUUACGCACGCGAGUAACUCACGAGUUACAGAACUCUCUAUCGAUGUACCAAGUACAUUACCCCCUUUUUGAUACGCCGGACGGAGUUAUGGGUGGUUUUCUGCGUACGAUACUACGUAUGUAUAUCUAAUUGACAUACUAAACGGCGCAGUACCGCGAGACACCAUAUUUUCACAUGGUCACACACGUACGCAUCUGUCGCAGGGUGUUUCCUUCAACCGGCAAUCGUGGAGAAUGUUGAAAAUCUUCUAAGAUAUUUUUACUCUCAAAUUCCGUUCUUUCGGUAUAGGCUUCUUCUUCAGUUUGGUUUGAAUUCCUUCUGUUAAACCGGACAUAACCUUGUGUUUUACAAAUUCGCAGAUUCAAUAAACGCACAAUGAUCUAUAAUCUGUUCAUAGCAUGUUGGGAUAAUGAAAUUUUACUUGCAACGAUGUCUGUAGAAAAAUUUUUCUAAUGUAUUCAGUUGUAAUGUUGCAGGUUGAAUCUCGAACACCCUGUACAUGCACAAUUACACGUACAAACGGAUACAUGAUAAAAAAAGGUAUCUCGUUCAUCUUGGUCACUUGGUCUCUAAUAAUACAUUUCUCGCACGUGUUCACUCUCAUCUCCAAAUUCAAAUGAUGUCCAUAAUGUAGACUAUAAAAUAUAGACUAUCCUAAAGUCAGUAAUUUCAAAAUGUGCGUUACCUAGUGUUUAAUCAUUGAAAGUUGACAAUUUACAGUAGUGCUCAAUAAUAUUGCACCCCCUUCAAAACUACAGUUUCAUGAACAUUCAAUUACAUACAUCGCAAUCGCGCUAACUGUUCUAAAUUCUUUUAGCACGGUCGCUCGAUGAUCGUGCAUAGUCACGAUGCGAAUAAAUUUUUUGGAGAUCUGGGUUGAUACGAACCCGGGCAACCUGGCCCGAAGGUCGGGGACGAAAAGGUGACCAAGAUGAACAAAAUUGCUCGGUUAUAGAAUACGUUGUAGGCGGGAAAGCAUUCUUUUCGGUUUUAAAUCAAUGGCAUAGGACCACGAAAAAAAGGGAAACAAAGAAAAAAAACAGUACGAAACCGUGGCAUAAAUAACUCUUCGACUCGAUUAUGUGCCUGAGCCAACUUUGAUCGUUUAUUUUUUACUUUGUGCCUUUCACCAUUUUUAGGCCGCGUGUCUGUCGACGGAGAAUCGUCGUGGGAUACACAGCCGGGUCGAGAGUUCGCUAAACAAAACGUACAAUUCUCACGUUCAUUUAAAUCACUCUCCCUACCGUCGUCCACCUAUCCGUCUUUCUCAACAGAUAUCACGAACACCCGAUGCGACACCGCGGAUCCUGGGUCAGUCUUGACCUCUCGGAACACACGACGCGACGGACGGUUCGAGAAUGGAUUGACUCGCGAAACCGCGAAUUUUAACCCCUUAAGAGGACCCUUCGAUCGAAAAUAUUGAUAUUCGUAACGUCGCGCGGCAAGACGUUAACAAGGUUAUGUCGCCUCGCGAUUGCCCGCGCCAAGAGUAGGUUAUCCAUGAUUAAAGAAUUUUCGUGGUGCAGAAAGUACAAUGGCCAAUACAACUUAUUAGUCAAUUAGACUAGAACAACAAAAGCAUUAUCGCUUUGUCUACAAACAUCGCUUUCGAAUCUCACGCUCUUUUCCAUGUAAAUUUUCCCUCGUAGGAUAGAAUUUUUUGGCACCUCAUUUCAAACGCGCACCGAUCACCUUUAUCUUGUACCGCGAUUGUAGAUAAGGCGGUAGCUACUGAAAAAUGUUGAAACUAUUAUGACUUGUGGUUUCAAGAAGCUCCGUUGCAUUCUGCAUCGCUUAGAAAAUGCGACGGUACAGAGUUUAAUGGAAAAGUUUGUUUAUCGUUUUAAAGGAGAUAAAAGAACGUUCUAGAUGUCGUCUCUUUUUGGCUGUUUUGAUUAGAGGGUUCUCUUAACUGCGAUGAUUCUACGGCCGAUACUAUCCGGUUUCGAACAAUGACAACUCGAAGAGGAACGCGAGGCUGUGAAAUUCUUGUGUACUCUUUCGUUUCUCACGCGUUCCCCGCUCCCUCCGUACGGUCUCGUUCGCUGACCCCCACCCGAAUUAAUUACAGCCGGUUUUGGGAUAGAAAACAACAGUUUCAAAUCGUGGUGCAAUGAAAGAUAAGCUGUUUUCAUUUCGUAUUCAUAAAAACAACACUGUACGUAGAAUUCUCAACGUUUUUGAAAGUCGCUUGUUUGAUCACCAUUGUGUAGGCAACCGGAUACCCAAGCAUGUAUUCGCCAUACUUUCUUCAACAAUUGCAUGUAUUCGAAAAAUAUCCCAAUACUACUUGGAAUUCUCCACUUUUCGAACACUAUUAGCAUCGAUUCGUGCUUUCAAAGUAAGAAAAUCUUAAAUAUUAAAGCUUGGUUGCCUAUGCGAUCGGAUGUUGUCGAUAGAGUCGUUAAGAAAAGACUACUUGCAACUUUUCAAACGUUGGAAUCACCGAACAAGCUACUACUAGAGGCAGUAUUACUGGUCAGCGAACGUGUCGGAACGCAAGCAGAGAGCGGUGUAAAAUUCGAAGCGUAAAUAAAGCUUCAUUAGACUCUGCUAGAUGAUCGUCGUGAGCGCAAAAAUUCGCACCGACGCUUUCUUCGCGCGGAACACGGUGUUCCCUCGUUAUCGUCCCACGAUUCGACACAGCGAAACACUACGGAGCAGCGGACUCUAUUUUCUACUGGCUAGGCGAUUGGGUGGCACCGUGCGACCAGUUUUCCCACGUUGUAGCAAUGGGAACAGAAACGGGAUGCUAAGGGGGGAACGCUGUAGAUUUGAAAUGCGCGAGCGUAUGAUGUGUAUGAGUAUGUGUAAAUAUAAAACGUGUGAGCGACUCAAUCAGGGCAUUGAGGGGUUUGGCCAUUUAGGGGACGAUAUACGAGGACAGAGACUCACAAUUCAAACGACGCACAAUAAACUCGCAAAAGCGCACCCCGUAAACGCAGAUGUGAUCAUAGAGUUGAUAUAAUUACUUUAACUAAAAACAAAGAGUUUAGAAGCAUAAACAUGUACGAGUAUCGCGUGAAUAACGAUAGAACGUAGACGAAAUCCGUAAACGAUCCACGCGUUUAUACAUGUAUUACAGGAGAUUGGGAUUGAUAAAAAACUGAGCGAAGCGGGCGACUGAUUAACGGAUUUCAUAACAUAUAUAUAUAUACAUAUAUAUGUUAUGUAUAAUGAACAAGCAAGAAAUAACAGAUGUUGUGAAUCGUUCAACGCUUGACUUUUUCAAGCUUUAGUGUUUUAGGUAAUUAACGAUGAUUAAUCCAUGCUCGAACUAUUCUCUCCUCCACUUUCUCUCGUUUACGUCUUAGAAUAACACGUUACGACGUCAUUUUGCAGGGACUCAGAAGCCGUGUUUCCGGUGCCCAACAAUUUCUCUCUCGAUUCAAUUCAGUUUUUCCUCGUUAGCGCGAACAGAGCGAGACGCUACGGAGUAUCACACAUUUUCCUGUUGGCUUCUCGCUCAGCGAUGUUUCGUAACCGUUGCACGAGAUAAGGAACGGUGGCGAUAGAAACGAGACGUUAAUGAGGGAUAACCGCACAAUGCCCGUAACGGAGGGAUUUCGAGUGUUUUCACGGGAACGCGAGAGACCAUGGUGGAGAGACGUGCGGCGUGCGAACGAAUCGUUCGCGUCUACUUUGAUAAGCCCUUUAAAAGCGUAGCAAGAUCCUAGCUAGCGUUCAUUAGGAUACUUUCCACUUCUGAGUCCUGGUGACAGGAGAAUUGUAUAUUGGUACGGUCUGUUUAUAAGCAUCACGAUGAUUAUAUAAAAGAACGCACCUCCAUGUGCGAGGAAGAAACGGAACCAAUGAAAAGGAUGAUUGUUCGUUAGCCCUUUUUGUGUCCAGAAUUAUGUUACUUUUGUUCUGUACCGUAUAUAUCGAAGACUGUUAAAAAUAUUGAGAAUUUUCUGGAAUCGUUGAAAUUGAUUGCACAAAUUUAAUUCGUUAAAUAAAUGUCACUUUCAAGUGACAAUUUCGUGUACUUCAAGGUCAUGAAGGGCUAAUUGGUGGACGGCGCUUUUUCAGGGUAAUUUCUAUACCUUUCAUUGUUUCCAAUUCGUAAUAUAUUGUCGUGACCAUAUAGAGGAGUAGUAAAAUUUUGGUAACGCUGUUCAAUCAAUUUGAAUCCUUUCCCAAGAUAAAAGUUUUAGAAGAAAUUCUAACUAUUAUAUGGCUAGUAAUUUCGUAGAAAACAUUCAAAUUCGUUGAACAGCUUCAUCAGAGAUAUUAUAAUGAAAAGUAUGCGAUCCACGGGGACAGUUAGACUGCGAUGCGGAUAGUCGAAGCAUGGCCUUGAGCGGACAAUUGAUUUUGUUCGGAGUGUAGUUCAUGGCGACCGAGAAGAACUCGGUUGAAAACGCUUUAUAACAUUGAUCAGACGGCGGGAACGUAUGGGAAUGUUGAAAUCUUUAUUACUUAAGUACAGUUAUCGACGACGUAUGGAUGUACACGUCGAAUUAUAAUUCUCACGCUAACUCGUAAGUUGCAUUGUUCUCCGGUGUUCUAAUUCUAAUAUGUCGUUAAAUCGGUCGAUCCAAUAGGAAAAUGAAGAGGAAGAUUUACGAGUAACGAUCGCGAGGAUUAUAAACAGACUAUGGUUGAAUUUUUAUCUAUAUAUUUUAUCUACAGCACUGUCUCCCUCUCUCUCUCUCUCUCUCUCUCCUCUCUCUCUAUCUCUCUUGAUAAGUAUUAAAUUGAAGUUUGAACGUCUACUGCACAAAGUAAUUACCUUAAUCAAUGUUAUUACUUACAAAUUAAUAAUAAUAUUAAUACUACUACUACUAAUAAUAAUAAAUAACAAUUAUUAUUAUAUCUAUCGCGUUUUAUAAAAGUGUACUCUAAUACAAUUAAACGAAUAAACUUACGAAAUAGUUAUUACUGAACACGCAUAAGGAGAGAUAACAAAAUAAAACCUGUCAAAGUACA